Messenger RNA from Cheilinus undulatus (humphead wrasse), 6405 nucleotides. It is a transcript of the gene rev1, whose product is annotated as REV1 DNA directed polymerase. The transcript is spliced from 22 exons. The coding region runs from base 316 to 4476 and encodes 1386 amino acids. Gene Ontology annotation, biological process: error-free translesion synthesis; error-prone translesion synthesis. Lineage: Eukaryota; Metazoa; Chordata; Actinopteri; Labriformes; Labridae. Gene Ontology annotation, molecular function: damaged DNA binding; deoxycytidyl transferase activity; DNA-directed DNA polymerase activity. Gene Ontology annotation, cellular component: nucleus. The record is from RefSeq and is a predicted model, not a curated record.
UCCGAGGAAAGGGAAAGCAAAGCGAUCAGGCGGUAGAAAUGGAGAGCAAAAGGACUGGGAGGGUGAGCGAAAACGUUCAAGAGACAUGGCGUGGCAACAUGGCAAAAUAAGGGGACCUUAGUUCACCCUAAGGAGUUCUGUUAAGAACGAAGACAGGUCGGAGGAGUCGUGCUAACUGUCUGGAGGAUUAUCAUUUCGCUUUGGCUUUGCUCUUUCCUCGUAAUCAGCGCGCACACAACGUUAGUGUUGGGCAGAAUCUGCAGAGAGAAGUCCGAAGCUAACAACACAAUCUGACAGCAUAAAAGCUCCCUCAGUAUGAGUCGAGAUGGGUGGAUGAGGAAGAGAGCCAAUGCCAGUGGUGACAAUGGUUGGGCUGAAAGAGGUGGCUAUAUGGCUGCCAAAGUUGCUAAGCUGGAAGAGCAGUUUAGACUUGAUGCCCCCAGAGAAAAACGGAAGGAAGGCUCGUGCUCCAACAUUUUCAGUGGAGUGGCUAUCUAUGUCAAUGGAUACACAGACCCAAGUGCAGAUGAGCUUCGCAGACUGAUGAUGCUGCACGGUGGUCAGUUCCACAUCUACUACUCCCGCUCCAAGACCACCCACAUCAUCGCCAAUAACCUGCCAAACAGCAAAAUUCAGGAGCUCAAAGGGGAGAAGAUAAUCAGGCCAGAGUGGAUUACUGACAGUAUCAAAGCCGGACAUCUUCUGCCUUACCUGCAGUACCAGCUGUACGCCAAACACAAAGGCCCACUCUUCCCUGGCAUGGCUCUGCGGCAAAACGCCGAGAUCCCUGGACCGAGCCGUCAGCUGAGCCAUCAAAAGCUUCCUCUGCCACAGCGCAGCAUUCAGCACUCUGCUUUCAACAACGAGCAAUCAUCCAGCAGUCAGAGUAACUCCAUCCCCGACCCCAGCAACAGCCGAUUUCACCAAGGCAACGUCCAGCCUCAGUCCAUCCAGCAAAGCCCUUCAGCUCGCUCUUUUAACCCCCAACAGAGUCACUCGUCAGCCGGUAACCUUAGUGCAGACCCAAGGCACAAAAGCUCUUUAUACACCAUACACCCCCAAAGACCCCCACAGACUUCACUUCAAACACCUCAACCUAAUCUCCAGCACCAGAGAGCUGGCCAACCACAACCUCAGAUUAACUCUUCAUGCAACAGUGCCCAGAGCAGAUGCAAAGAAGAGGAAAUAAAAAUAAAUGGAUCCCUGAAAACCUCACUGGACCUGAUGAGCCAUUCAAACAUCAGUGAAAUGCAAGUGUGUGAUAAAGCAGAUCCCCCCCUGCAGGUGGUGAAAGAAGCACCCCUGACCAACGGACAUGCUCACCUUCAUAAUUGUGCCUUAGAGCCAGAGGACCUGUCCCCUUUUACCUCCGUUGGCGUAAAGCUACCUGAAGGCAGAGUCAAUACUCCUGACCCCUACGAGUUUCCCCACAGUCCUCCAAAGCAAUCCGACCAUUCUCUUGAUCUGCUGGAGCGAUCUAUUUCAUCAGUAGACAGCGAGCAGAGACCUAAACCUUCAUCUCCCACCUUUCAGGAGACUGUAAAACUCACAGAUACCCACCUACUCCCAAAACAGCUCCAAUCAUCCUGUCAAGUUGAUUCAAACUCCGAAAAGACCCCUCUCUCACCUUCAUCUUUUUCACACUCUUCCAUUCGACUGAAUGGAAGUCACCAUAAUGCCUUCUCAUCAGACCCUGCCUCACUAAAUAACAAAACAGCCAAACCAGAUCCUCCCUCUGAAAAGUCGUCAUCAUACAAGCCUUCAACCCAGCUGUUGGCACAGACGGGCGGUUUGAUCUCUGAGUUCUACUCUCACUCACGUUUACACCAGAUCUCCACAUGGAGGUCAGGCUUCUCCGAGUACGUCAAUGAGCUGCAUAGCAAACGAAAAACUGCAGGGGGCGCUUCAUUCCCAGGGAAGGAGCGACUGAGGAAGUCAUUGGCACAGCGCACUGCAGACAGUCAAGGUACUACAACAUCCACAAAUGUAAAAUCAUGCAUUUUUCAUGUGGACAUGGACUGUUUCUUUGUGUCUGUGGGGAUCCGACACCGACCAGAGCUCAAAGGAAAGCCUGUAGCUGUAACCAGUAACCGUGGACAGGGCCGAGUGCCCCAGAGACCUGGGGCCAACCCUCAGCUGGAGCUGCAGUACUACCAGUGGAAACAGACUCAUCCUCAGUCUGAUAGUGCAGACGGGGAUCUUUACAGGACACCCUCGCAGGAAAGUCCUGACUCCCACACAAACGGAGUGGACCAGGAUGCUGCUUCUCUCUCAAUGGCAGAGAUUGCAUCAUGCAGUUAUGAAGCAAGGCAGGCAGGCGUGAGGAAUGGGAUGUUUUUUGGCAAAGCAAAGCAGUUGUGUCCCUCACUGCAGUCUGUCCCAUAUGAUUUUGAGGCCUAUAAAGAGGUGGCGUUUACAAUGUAUGAGACUCUGGCAGGUUACACCCAUGACAUUGAAGCUCUGAGCUGUGAUGAGUUAUUGAUUGAUGCUUCUGCGCUGCUAGCCGAGUUGGGCAUCUCCCCAGAAGACUUGGCCAAAGUGAUCAGAGCAGACAUCAAAGAGAAAACAGGAUGCAGUGCCUCAGUGGGCAUGGGGUCAAAUAUCCUGUUAGCUCGGCUGGCAACCCGAAAGGCGAAGCCAGACGGCCAGUAUCUCUUAAAGAGUGAAGAGGUGGAUGAUUUUAUCAGAGAUCUGCCAGUGACAAGCUUACCAGGUGUUGGUUCUGUUAUGAGCAGGAAGUUGGCUGCUAUGGGCGUGAGGUCAUGUGGUGACCUACAGCAGGUGUCUAUGUCUCAGCUGCAAAAGAAGUUUGGUCCCCGAACUGGGCAGACUUUGUUUCGCUUUUGCAGGGGGCUGGAUGACCGGCCGGUGCGUUAUGAGAAGGAAAGGAAGUCUGUCUCAGCAGAGAUGAACUACAACAUUCGCUUUACAAAGGUUGAUGAAGCCGAGUCUUUCCUCACUAACUUGUCCAUGGAGGUGCAAAAACGUUUGCAGGAAGCCAGGCUGCGAGGGCGCAGAGUUACCCUCAAGGUCAUGGUUCGAAAGGCUGGAGCUCCACUGGAACCGGCUAAAUAUGGAGGUCAUGGCAUUUGUGACAACCUUGCCAAGACGGUAAUGCUCGCUCAGUGCACUGACAGUGGAGAGCUGAUUGCUGCUGCAGUCAUCAAGCUCUUUCAUAGCAUGAAGCUACAGGUUGAGGACCUGAGAGGAGUGGGCAUCCAGGUUCAGCUUCUUGAAGGAAACUCCAUCGCACAGGACCCCACAAGCUCCAAGACUCGCUCCAUCAAAGACAUGCUGCUCUGUCAGGGAUCAAAUGUGAGAUCCAACUGCAGAGACAACAACAGACAUCAGGAAAAGACUCCUUCAACCACAGCAGCUUCAUCCAGCUCUGCUCCACUCUCAACUCCCCCUGAGCCCGUACCAGGAACGAGUAGAGACCAGCAUGGGUUCAGACAAACUCCUAAACAUUUCAGAACACGUCUUAACUUCAGUAUUGAGGUCCCCUCUCCUUCACAGGUGGAUCGUUCAGUGUUGGAGGCUUUGCCCACAGAGCUGAGAGAACAAGUGGAGCAGUCAUGGACAAAUCGAGACGGUAGACCAAGUAACCGCUGCUCUCCCAGUACGCAGCUGGCUGCUCCUCCCCCACAGCCCUCCAUGCUGAAGUCUUGUCCCAGCUCUCCUCCUCAUCCUCCAGCCUCUGUCUCUGCUUUGUACACCCCUCCUGCCGGCACGUUGGUCCUACAGAUUCCAAACCAGCCCGACAGUCCAGGAAUUGUACUGGAACUACCUAACUUCUCACAGGUUGACCCAGAUGUUUUUGCUGCCCUCCCCAAAGAGCUCCAGGAGGAACUGAAGUCUGCAUACAACCGUGUUACAAAUGUACAGCCCCAGGCAAGAAACUCUGUGGAGCAGAAGAAUGCGCUGUUACAGCUCAAGCAGCCAGGAGUGGGGAUUGGCAUUGGUCGUGUGAAGCGACGGUACAAGAGAAAAAAUGCAGUGAGUCCGAUUAAGAAAGGUCUGUCCCCUCAGAAGAAACGUAAUAUGACUAACAGUCCAGCUAAGACCCUACCACUUCCUUUAAAAUCACGGGAACCAGUGACAACCCUAAAGGCUGAAAACUGUUCCUCCUCAUCGAUCUCCAAACCAGACAUCCCAGAGUCCCUGUUAAAAUUCAUCCCUCGUCCUCCUCCAGCAUUGGCAGGAGCUUGCGACCUGACUGACAUAAAAACACUCCUUCGGGAGUGGGUCACCACCAUCACAGAACCCAUGGAAGAGGACAUCCUGCAGGUGGUGAAAUACUGCACUGAUCUGAUCGAGGAUAAAGAUCUGGAGAGGCUGGAUUUGAUUAUAAAAUACAUGAAAAGGAUUAUGCAGCAAUCGGUGGAGUCUGUUUGGAGUAUGGCGUUUGACUUCAUAGUGGACAACGUGCAGGUGGUUGUGCAGCAGACUUAUGGAAGCACCCUGAAAAUAUCCUGAAGAGGGAGCGAUACUGUUGCCACUGCUGUGUUGCCAUCACGCUACCAUCGUGACAUCUUAAAGACUUAACUUUUUUAGACUCUGUUGACGCUGUAGCAUCUGUAAGGAUGCUCUCAGUGGCAAAAGAAAUUAAAGACUAGUAUUGAAAACACUAUUUGAAAAGGUGUUACAGAGCUGUGACAGUAUUACAUUGGAGUAAAUGCAGAGAUUUUUUAUGUACUUGCUUUUUUAGGUAAAAGUAACAAACUGAAAGGCAGGAACUAUACUUAGUCUUAUCCUGGACAGUAGCAAGUUUUUGCAAAUCCUUUUUUUUUUUUUUUUUUUUAAUCUGAUUUUUUUGUAAGGUUUUCUUUUCUUAUUAAUGCCAAGCCAUUUCAAACAAAGGUGGAUUUUAUAUAAAAGUCUUUGCUGGAAUUGCUGAACUUCUCUCUAGAACUGUGGUUCUCAACUGGUAUUUUCAUCCUAACCACCACCUCAUCAUUGAGAAACUGCAACGUAAGUUCUGUGCAAAAAUUCUACAAAUUAAAUGAUUGGUUGAAAAUAUAAGGAAUUUGGACCGCAGUGUCUCUUUAGGGAGCUGGUGGUGGGUCCGAGACUUGACCAAUUGGGAGCAACUGCUCCAGACCACGCAAAAAUUAAGAUUUCCUAUUCAUGGUAAGCAUUUUACCCUCAGUAAAGCACUUGUUUUACCCUGUUUGUUUUAUAGGAUUAAGUAGUUUGAAAAGGCACAACAUCAGGUUUAUUUUUAUGCUUUUUUGCAGCUGAAAGCUCUAGGUUUGAAAUGACAACUUUCAAAAUAUCACGAUAAAACACAAUCUAUUCAAGGUUCUAAAAUCAGUAUUGUAGCACUCCUCAGACGUACAACUAUCCCAGAAAUUGUAUAAUUCUGAAUUAAUCUAUCCUGUCAAUAUUUCCAUUGGUGCUUCAUGCCAGUUGUACUGACUUAUGAAGAAUCUACAAUUACUGUGUCACCAAAAAACAAACAUGAUCAUCUGCUGCAUACAGUAGUGUUUUUCUUAUAUCUUUGCAAAAAAAGUGCCAAACCCUGUUACUAAAGUGUGUAAAUAGUGUUUUUAAAGAUACUUGUUAAAAGUUUUAAAAGAGCAGAUGUAUGUGAAGGGUUUCCCUCUUGUAUUGUUUACAUGUAGUGAAUUCUUAGUAACUGUCUAUAAAUUGUAAAUCUUCUAACUCCUUAACUGUUUGUAAGUGUUCCAACAUGGAAAUCAGAAGCUUGCCAAAGCACUUCAUGUGAGGUUAACUGUUGAUUCUCAGUAGCACUCUGACUCACAAGGAUGUUGACAGGCAAUCAAUAAGUAGCUUAUGCAUUUCUUUUUCUCUCUAACAAGCGAGAUGUCCCUUCAAGAUUAUGUAACGUUUCAUACAGCUUUUGUAUCUGGAGUAAAUCUUGGUUUUCAAGUGUGUUUUACUAACCAGUUUCACAAAUUUAAAUAUUGAAAUAAUGCUGGAUAUGUACAGGAACAGUUGAUCUGAUUUUUAACUCUUACUCCCAUCGUUUGUACAUGUUUACUUCAUACAUCGGAGACUUUUGUAAGGCUUGUGGUUACGAUCUUGUAUUUCUGUGAAGUAAACUGAUUGGUGAUUUGAAGGACUCAGCAGAUGCAGCUGGCUGGCUGGCUUGGGAUCUCACCAUCGUGUGAAGUUUGUGGUUUUAAAAAUGUGUUUUAAAAGGUAUCUCUAUAUGCAAACCAAAUCAAUCAACAUGUUGAAAUGAAUGUAUCUCAGAAUGUGCAAGUCUUCACUCACUUUCAAGAUGUUUGCUUCUCUUCACCUAUCAUAUCUGUUCAGAAGGAAAUGGCCAGAUAUAAAAUGGCCAGUCUUCACUUCUCUAAACUGGCUUGUGCCUGAAGACCCGAAGCUGUGAACUUGUUUGUAAGUUUUCUAAAUCUUGGUAAUAAACUGUAAACUCUG